Messenger RNA from Meira miltonrushii, 2622 nucleotides. RefSeq lists its product as uncharacterized. The transcript has a single exon. The record is from RefSeq and is a predicted model, not a curated record. The coding region runs from base 183 to 2513 and encodes 776 amino acids. Lineage: Eukaryota; Fungi; Basidiomycota; Exobasidiomycetes; Exobasidiales; Brachybasidiaceae.
UGCAUUUAUUGGACGCGUCUUGGUUGGGUGUAAACACGUGGGCCAACUUGCCUUAAGAGUGAGACGCGUAGAGAAGAUUAAUGCAUGCACACUAAGUGUUGGAUUAAUUGGAGAAAGCUAUCCGUACUGCUAAUCAAUCCUCUUUCUUCUCCUAACCAAGAUUCAAAUGGCUUUCAGAUGAAAUGAUGGUACCAGGCGAGGGUACAUCUGACAAGAGGCAGAGGCCUCAAAAGAGAGUGUUCGGCAAUCGUGGUGGGAAGAUAAGGCCUCAACGCAAAGAAGACAGUAAAAAAGAACACACUUCACAUGAGCCAGUCUCUCCUAAGCAAGAUCGCAUUAUAAACUCUCCAUCAUCUCGUACAAUUUCCUCACCGGCUAAACGUUCAAGCACGAGUGCAUCUCCAUCAACACCCAAGAAGCGAACAAGCCAUUUCUCUACUCCAAGUUCUUCACCGUACAGUGAUCUGGAUUUGUCCAAAGACGUGUUCGAACGUUUAAGUCCAAAGAAGGCCAAAUUGAAUCGAAUGAGUAAAAGUCCAGCCGACGCAAGGAGAGCAUAUCGAUCACAACUUCUUCUCGCUGAUGAUGAUGAAGAUGAUGGUCAAGCUGAAGAUGGACUAAAAUCUGGACCGCUUGAGAAUAAUUUUGUAGCCCGUCCUUCCCGACUAGCAUAUGCUUCUCGAAUGGCUCCCAAAAAGGCCAAGGAACCAGUUGAGCCUUCAUCCCCUUGCUCUGAUCUAGACAAAGAGACCGGUGCCUGGAAAUCCGGCAAAGACUCUCAGGAAACAGAAGCUGGUGAAGAGCGAGGCAGAAUAGUUCCCAUCAACAAAACGCUCAUGCAAGAUGUCUUUGAUACAGAGUCACUAUCAAGCAAAAGUCUAGAAAGAUGGAGUCAAAAGACAGAAGAAAUGGAUGUGGCAUCGAUACCAACUACAUUUCAAACGGAUUGGAAGAAUCUUGAAGAAAUGGAUGAAGAGGUUGAGGGAUCCAAUGAUAUUCGUUCGAUCGUCAAUUUACGCACUGCAGGCACAAAUCUUCGAAGUGCAGCGGAGAUUGAUGACAUUUUGUGUGGUUUGGCUAUCAAGAAUCGAGUAGGUGCUCGUAAGGCAACCUGCAUUGAGCUAAUAAAGCUUCUAAUGGAUGCACCUCAAGAUGGGGAGUUCCCUGUGGACUGGAAACCGACACCAGCAUCUUCCUCAACGUUCAUAACGACUGUUCGACGGACAAGUACGACUGCAAAUCUUCUUUCUGCUCUGCAAAAAGCUGGCGCUGGAGAAGGUAAAGAUGCCACUUUUGAUGUAUCGAUCGGUCUAGCUUUCACGCGACUUUUCGAAGGGAAAAGUCUGGAUGAAGUCAUGACAAUCUUACCAAGCUUCUUGAGCACCGUGAAGGAAAUUCUCUCGGCAUCAUACCACCUUCCGCUCAAGCGCGAUAAGCAUCACGAUCUAUUGCAAAAGCUGGCAAGUACCCUGCAAACAUUUCGGCUUUCGGAGGAGAUCCUGAAACCGGAUCGAGUUAUCCUUCAAGCUUUGGUGAUGAUGCUCUCUGUGCAACCCAAGAAUGCAGAAGAGGUGCAAGCACCUACACCUUCGCCUAGCUUUGCUGGAGAUUUGCAAAGCUUGGAAAAAGCGCUUUGGGAUCGACUGUUUGAAUGGUCAGCAGCCAUAACUUUCGAAGGGGAAGACGCAGAUGUGCAUAAGCUUGCAAGCAAGUGUCUUUCCAUUCGGCAGGCCUGCGUCCUCCUAAGGCUUUUAGGUGUAAGGUAUCGUGACAUCUCUUCCAUGAAUUCCAAGCAGUUAGGUGAAUUGGUGCAGCUUAAUGAUCAUCUUGGCAACCAGAUCGGAUGCCAAGAUGAUGAUUUGUCUCACGCGAGUGCAGAAGCUCUUCAAGCAUGUUUGCAAUUUCAAGUUAGCCUGACGAAUCAAGAUCAAAGUGAAAAUUGCAAGGCGAUGCUUUCUGUCUCUGAUGUGGCAGCUCUACAUCUGGCAAAUAUUAUUGUCAAGUCUGCUGAUGUGGCCAACGAUAUGGACCGUGACGAUGUUCACAAUAUUCGAUUGCUCGACUUGGCCGCAUUGGCAUUGGGUAUAUUGACGGAUUUGUUGCAAAAUGAAGCAAAUCAGACGAUUCGGCAAUUGUCAGAUUGUGAUGCUGUUACCAAGAUGACAACUCUGUUCUUGUAUACGUCACAGCAGACAGAUAAUCAGCAUUCGACCUUAUUCGCAGGCUGCCUAGCCUUCUUUCUAUCUCUUUUGAUCGUAAAGGCUGAAGAUGCUGAAGAGGACCUCAUCAGUCAUGCCAUAUGUGAAAAGAUGAACAAUGCGACCCCUAAAGAGUUUUGCAUAAAACACAAACUGGCGGAAAGCUUAGAUGGAUUUGCAUGUUCAGCCAAAGAAGAACAAAUACCGUCUGAAGCAGGAGAGCAACAUUCAGCACACAAGCAAGAAACGCUAUUGAUCCGGGAAUUGUCGGAUCGACUCCGAAGAAGCAAAGAGCAAGCAACGCCGUCGGAAUAGACAAGAGGGUUUUUCCCACAUGUAUUUCUCCCCCAUCAUAAUUUCAUAUUUAGCAUUUGUAUUAUACAUUACACAUCGUCGAUCGGUCCCGCGUUUAAUCAAUUCAAAC